Molecule: messenger RNA, 1074 nt
Organism: Hyaloscypha bicolor E
Lineage: Eukaryota; Fungi; Ascomycota; Leotiomycetes; Helotiales; Hyaloscyphaceae
Product: peroxisomal membrane protein-like protein
Exons: 4
Coding region: 185-850 (221 amino acids)
Cellular component (GO): peroxisomal membrane
Source: RefSeq, a predicted model, not a curated record
CCCAUUCCUCCGAACACACCAACUUCUCCCCACAACAACAACUCACCUUCAUUCGGUACAACUUCUUACUGCGAAUUCACGAUAUAAGGACAGAUGCAGACACGACGAUAGCAACAACUCUUUCCUAGUGCGCCUGCACGUUUAGAAUUGCCCGCCGCAAGUUACCGAGGCUCGAAUCGGCAGAAUGUCAGGAAUUGAAGGUCUCAAGAAAGUACUUGAGAGUAUUAUUCUAAAUCCGAAAUAUGCUCCUUUCCUUGCUGUGCUGAAAGCAGCUCGCAAUGGCGCUGUCUACGGCGCCAAAGUCAGAUUUCCACACGCGCUGGUCAUGAUAUUCUUGUUUCGGUCAGGCACUGUGCAGGAGAAAAUGAAGCUCAUUUUCCGCGCGACGAGAACACAUGCCCAUAAUCUGGCGAAAUAUGCAUCGAUAUACAAGGCGACGAUGUUACUUCUGAGAUACAUGGGCUCUGAGCCUGGGAAAGAGGGACCGUACGAUACAUUCUUUGCGGGACUACUUGGUGGGUAUGUGGUGUUUGGACGGAGGUCGAAGAGAGGGCAUAUUUCGAGUGUGAGCAAGCAGAUUGUUAUUUUUGUGUUCGCACGAGUCGUUCUGUCGUUGGCGGAACUAUCGAUUCGACCAAGCGCGGGAAUUAUAAGAAAUAACGAACUCUCGAAACGGAUAGGCCAUGAUGCAUGGCCUGUGUUUGCCGCAGUGAGCUGGGCGAGUGUUAUGUGGCUAUUUAGAUGGUAUCCCGAUACACUGCAGAGCGGACUGAGAAGCAGUAUGGACUACAUUUAUGUGCAGAGUGAUCAUUGGGAUGGUUUGAGGAAUUUCUUGGUUUACAACAAGUAGGGAGGGACCAUGCUUUCCAAGCAAGGGGAGAGCUGCUCGAUAUUCUAUGGAGCCAGGCAUGGAUGGGACGGAUAGACAGGCUGGAGGCCUCUUGCAUAUCGGUGGGAUGGAGGCUGCAUUUGUAGACUAGAAGAUCUCAUGGCACAGGAAAUUAUAGUAUAUUCAACGAAACCUUCGAGUUGAGGGGUUCCUUUCUCUCUCUCUCGAAUUUCAUUGUUGGCGAA